This is a messenger RNA of Akanthomyces muscarius, 3582 nucleotides long. RefSeq lists its product as uncharacterized. The transcript is spliced from 9 exons. Gene Ontology annotation, biological process: gluconeogenesis; pyruvate metabolic process. The coding region runs from base 1 to 3582 and encodes 1193 amino acids. Gene Ontology annotation, molecular function: pyruvate carboxylase activity; ATP binding; metal ion binding. Gene Ontology annotation, cellular component: cytoplasm. The record is from RefSeq and is a predicted model, not a curated record. Lineage: Eukaryota; Fungi; Ascomycota; Sordariomycetes; Hypocreales; Cordycipitaceae.
AUGGCGGCCCCUUCUCUGCCGCAGCAGGCCCUCACCUUCAACGAUGUCUUCGAGGAUGUCGACGACGAGCCCCAGCAGCAGCAGACCGUCCAGCACAUUCGCGCCAACUCGAGCAUCAUGCAGCUCAAGAAGAUCCUUGUCGCCAACCGUGGUGAAAUCCCUAUCCGAAUUUUCAGAACUGCCCACGAACUCUCACUACACACCAUUGCCGUCUUCAGCUAUGAGGAUCGUCUAAGCAUGCAUCGUCAAAAGGCCGACGAAGCCUACGUUAUCGGAAAGCGCGGUCAAUAUACCCCUGUCGGUGCCUACCUUGCCGGCGACGAAAUCAUCAAGAUCGCUGUCGAGCACGGCGCUCAACUGAUCCAUCCCGGUUACGGCUUCCUCUCCGAGAACGCCGAAUUCGCUCGCAACGUCGAAAAGGCCGGCCUCAUUUUUGUCGGUCCCUCUCCUGAUGUCAUUGACGCCCUUGGCGACAAGGUCUCAGCCAGAAAGCUCGCCAUCGCUGCCGACGUCCCCGUCGUGCCUGGUACCCAGGGUGCUGUCGAAACUUUCGAGGAAGUCAAGUCCUUCACCGACGAGUAUGGAUUCCCCAUCAUCAUCAAGGCCGCUUACGGUGGUGGUGGCCGUGGUAUGCGUGUCGUCCGCGAGCCUGAGACCCUCCAGGAGAGCUUUGAGCGUGCCACCUCCGAGGCCAAGUCUGCCUUCGGUAACGGUACCGUCUUCGUCGAGCGCUUCCUCGACAAGCCCAAGCACAUUGAGGUUCAGCUUCUCGGUGACAACCAUGGCAACAUUGUGCACCUGUACGAGCGCGACUGCUCCGUCCAGCGUCGUCACCAAAAGGUCGUCGAAAUUGCCCCCGCCAAGGAUCUCCCCGUCGAGACCAGAGAUGCCAUUCUCGCCGACGCUGUCAAGCUCGCCAAGUCGGUCAACUACCGCAACGCCGGUACCGCCGAGUUCCUUGUCGACCAGCAGAACCGCUACUACUUCAUCGAGAUCAACCCCAGAAUCCAGGUCGAGCAUACCAUCACCGAAGAAAUUACCGGCAUCGACAUCGUUGCCGCUCAGAUCCAGAUCGCUGCUGGCGCUACCCUUGCUCAGCUCGGCCUGACGCAGGACCGCAUCUCUACCCGCGGCUUCGCCAUUCAGUGCCGUAUCACUACUGAAGACCCUGCCAAACAAUUCCAGCCCGACACCGGCAAGAUUGAGGUCUACAGAACUGCUGGUGGUGCUGGUGUUCGUCUCGACGGUGGCAACGGUUUUGCUGGUUCCGUCAUCACACCUUUCUACGAUUCCAUGUUGGUCAAGUGCACUUGCCACGGCUCUACGUACGAAAUCGCCCGCAGAAAGGUUCUCCGUGCCCUGAUCGAGUUCCGUGUCCGCGGUGUCAAGACCAACAUCCCCUUCUUGGCCCGUCUGCUCACCCACCCCACCUUCAUCGAGAGCAACUGCUGGACUACCUUCAUUGACGACACCCCUGAGCUCUUUGAUCUGCUCAGCAGCCAGAACAGAGGCCAGAAGCUGCUCGCUUACCUCGGCGACGUCGCCGUCAACGGCAGCUCCAUCAAGGGUCAGAUUGGUGAGCCCAAGUUCAAGGGCGACAUCAUCAUUCCCGAAAUUGUCCGGUCGGACGGCACAAAGGUCGACGUCAGCGAGCCUUGCCAGAAGGGCUGGAGAAACAUUCUCGUCGAGCAGGGCCCCAAGGCCUUUGCCAAGGCUGUUCGUCAGAAUAAGGGAUGUCUUCUCAUGGACACUACUUGGCGUGAUGCUCACCAAUCUCUUCUUGCCACUCGUGUCCGUACUGUUGAUCUGCUCAACAUUGCCAAGGAGACCAGCCAUGCCCUCUCUAACCUUUUCAGUUUGGAAUGCUGGGGUGGUGCCACUUUCGAUGUCGCCAUGCGCUUCCUGUACGAAGACCCUUGGGACCGUCUCCGCAAGAUGCGCAAGCUUGUGCCCAACAUUCCCUUCCAAAUGCUCCUCCGCGGUGCCAACGGUGUUGCCUACUCCUCUCUUCCCGACAACGCUAUUGAGCAAUUUGUCGAGCAAGCCAAGAAGAACGGUGUCGAUAUCUUCCGUGUCUUUGAUGCUCUGAACGACAUUGACCAGCUCGAGGUCGGUAUCAAGGCUGUCCACAAGGCUGGCGGUGUUGUUGAGGGUACCGUCUGCUUCAGUGGUGACAUGCUCAACCCCAGCAAAAAGUACAACCUCAAGUACUACCUCGAACUCGUCGAGAAGCUCGUGAAGCUCGACAUUCAUGUUCUUGGUAUCAAGGAUAUGGCUGGUGUUCUCAAGCCCCAUGCCGCCACCCUUCUCAUCGGCGCCAUCCGCGAGAAAUACCCUGACCUGCCUAUCCACGUGCACACCCACGACUCGGCCGGUACUGGUGUCGCCUCCAUGGUCGCCGCCGCCAAAGCUGGUGCCGAUGCUGUUGAUGCUGCCACUGACAGCCUGUCUGGUAUGACUUCCCAGCCCAGCAUCAACGCCAUCAUCUCUUCUCUCGAGGGCACUGGUCUCGAGCCUGGUCUGGAUGUUCAUCAAGUCCGCGCCCUCGACACCUACUGGUCGCAGCUCCGUCUCCUCUACUCUCCUUUCGAGGCCCAUCUUGCUGGUCCCGAUCCCGAGGUCUACGAGCACGAAAUUCCCGGUGGUCAGCUCACCAACAUGAUGUUCCAGGCUUCGCAGCUCGGUCUCGGCUCCCAGUGGCUUGAGACCAAGAAGGCUUACGAGCAGGCCAACGAUCUCCUUGGCGACAUUGUCAAGGUCACUCCUACCUCCAAGGUGGUUGGUGAUCUCGCCCAGUUCAUGGUCUCCAACGGCCUUGAUGCUGAGGCUGUCAAGGCUCGUGCUGGCGAGCUCGACUUCCCAGGCUCUGUCUUGGAAUUCCUUGAAGGCCUGAUGGGCCAGCCGUACGGCGGAUUCCCUGAGCCUCUCCGCAGCGAUGCCCUGCGCGGGCGCCGCAAGCUCGACAAGCGUCCUGGUCUGUACCUCGACCCCAUCGACUUUGCUAAGGUCAAGAAGGACCUGGGUAAGAAGUACAAUCUUCCUGUUACCGAGUGCGACAUUGCUUCGUACGUCAUGUAUCCCAAGGUCUAUGAGGACUACCGCAAGUUUGUUGACCAGUACGGUGAUCUCUCUGUCCUCCCCACGCGCUUCUUCCUUUCCAAGCCUGAAAUCGGCGAGGAGUUCAACGUUGAGCUGGAGAAGGGCAAGGUCCUGAUCCUCAAGCUCCUUGCUGUCGGUCCCCUGAGCGAGAACACUGGCCAGCGCGAGGUAUUCUUUGAAAUGAACGGUGAAGUCCGCCAGGUCACUGUCAUGGAUAACAAGGCUGCCGUUGAGAACAUCAGCCGGCCCAAGGCCGAUCCCACCGACUCGAGCCAGGUCGGUGCUCCCAUGUCUGGUGUUUUGGUCGAGAUGAGAGUGCACGAGGGCUCGGACGUAAAGAAGGGCGACCCUCUGGCUGUCUUGUCGGCCAUGAAGAUGGAAAUGGUUAUUUCUGCUCCUCACAGCGGCAAGGUUGCCGGCCUGCAGGUCAAGGAAGGCGACUCCGUCGACGGCUCUGACCUUGUCUGCCGCAUCACCAAAUAA